This is a messenger RNA of Neurospora tetraspora, 8363 nucleotides long. Its product is annotated as armadillo-type protein. The coding region runs from base 283 to 8184 and encodes 2633 amino acids. The record is from RefSeq and is a predicted model, not a curated record. The transcript is spliced from 2 exons. Gene Ontology annotation, cellular component: small-subunit processome; 90S preribosome; nucleolus. NCBI's taxonomy places the organism in Eukaryota, Fungi, Ascomycota, Sordariomycetes, Sordariales, Sordariaceae.
ACUUAGCGGUAGCUUAUUUGUGAGCCCAGAAUCCCGGCCGCCCCACAGGACACAGCGCCCCGCUCUUAUCAGCUUAUCGUAGUUCCACCCCGGCAGCACCCUGGCCAAAAAAUUUCCAGGCUCUCGAGUCUCGCGGGUUGCUGUGCCUGUCACGCCUGUCAUCCGUCGUCUGUUCUGUUUCGCCUUUUGUCAUUUUGCUCGCCGCGUGCGAAGCAUCCAAACUUCGAACCCACGGUCCGCCUCCCCCAACCACCGACAACACACACAGGACCGUUGCCCACGAUGCCGUCCACCACGUCAGGACGUAUCGUCAAAUCUCAGAGGGGGGUGAAAAAGACCCCCCAUCAAAAGAACCACCGAUGGGAGUCUUUCAGCACCAAGAUCUCCAAACUCCAUUCGCUCGACCCGCUGCGCAAAGUCCGCCGUCACGAUCUCGAAGCCGAAGACCUCAAUGCCACCACAUCCUACCUGCGCAAUGGCCUCGACAAAUGGUCCGAACUCAACAUCUCACGCGCCUACGUCAACUUCCGGAACCAGGUCACGUCGCUGACCGACUCCCUCGCCCAGAUCCUCUACCAUGAGGACAGGAUUAUGGACCUCCUGGUCGAACACACAGAGAAGCACCACAAGGAAACCCUCGAGCCAUUGUUGGACCUAAUCACCGCCUUCGCCCACGACUUGGGCGUACGCUUCGAGAAGCACUACCCACGAGCCCUGCGCCUUAUCGUCAACCUCGCCAGCAAGGUGCACGAUGUGGAGGUUAUCGAGUGGACCUUCGCCGCCCUGGCCUUCCUUUUCAAAUACCUUUCGAGACUCUUAGUCCCCGAUCUGCGCCCGACAUACGACACAGUUGCUCCCCUGAUGGGCAAGGCCAGACAGCCCGGCCAUAUCGCCAGAUUCGCCGCCGAGGCCAUGAGCUUCCUGAUCAAGAAGGCCGCCGCCCCAAGUCACAAGCAGACGGCGCUACCCUUGAUUGUGCAGCAUGUACGGGACGACCUCUACAGUAUGGAAGGGACGAAGCAGUUCGGUCUUUAUAGCCAGGGAAUAAUGGUCAUGUUUGCGGAGGCCAUCAAGGGCGCGGGAAACUCGCUACACUCGACAGGAUCCGACGUUAUCACAGCUUUGGCAAAGGCUGUGCCCGAGGAGGAGCUCGAUCUGGCAUCGGAAAAACCAACAAUCUGGACUGACGUCUGCUGCGGCGUGCUUACAUCCACUAUCCACCACUCGACACCCGAGACGUUUGCACCAGUGGAAACAAGGAUUUUCGAAGAUGCGGCGGCUACACAACGACCAAUCCUCUUUGUUCAGCUCCUCGGCGUUGCUGCUGGUGUCCGCCAGGGAAUACGGAUCAACGAUUGGGCGCUCCUAGUCAAGACGUUGGGUCAACUUCUCACGUCUCUCUCGACCUUUAAGGACAAUGCGGAGUUCAUGGCCUCGCCACGGCUAUGGCAACGCAUAAUGAUGAAUGCGGCUAUCAUCUGGGCCCAGGCACCUAUCGACGCUCUCCUUCCCUCGUUGUCGGCCUUCAACGGCGCUAUGACCAAAGAGCCUCUCAUGAGGUGGUAUAUCCCCUUCUGCUCUUACUUGUCAGACUUGCACCCCGAUCGAUUCAGGGGACUAUUUCAGAAAGAUUUCCAAAAAUUUAUUGUAGCACAUUGGUCUGAUGCCGCCAACGAAGAUUUGCUUUGUGUACUAAUACCACAUAUGAUUGAGACGGGUGGUCUUCCUAGCCCCCAUGCGAAGGAGAGCUUCCCUCUGCCACAAUCUUGGCAGGACCAGAUUGUGAGCAAGUUUGUCCGACUCGAAGAUACCCCUUUUCCCGAGAGCGGCGGCUUUGGCAAGGACCGCGAAACUUGGAAGGAAAAGUGUCUGCCGAUGUACUCUGGUCUCCUGCGCGUGUUGGAGUCUACUUCCGUACAUCCCUCCACAAAUGCUCGGAUAGCAGAAGUCUUGCUUAAGAAGCUCAAACUUGCUCUCCGGCCGUCUUCAUCCCUCCCGACUGACGAGGCCAACUUCAUCGUCAGUGAUGGGUUCCGUGCCUACCUGAGAAUGUGCGCGGCCGCGGGGUCUGUCGAUCUCAGCCUUGCUCCGUUGCUCAGAGCCGCUGCGCCGAGAUUCUGCCGUCUGCCUAAGUUCCUUGAGGCUUUGUUGGACUACGAGCAAGAACUAAACCGCAAGUCUCAAAGCUCGCCGGAAGCUAAUAACGGUCGGGGUAACAGCCCUCAAGAGGAGGAUCCUUUGGUGAAGUCUCUCAUCAAGAACCUCGCUUCUACAUCACACGAUUUGCGCCUUGUUUCUUUGCGGAUUCUCGAUGUCCUGGAGACGACACCUGAUUCGAACUCGGCUUUGUCGACAAUGAUCCAAGUGGAAGAACUUCCCUUGAACCAAAUGCAAAGCGUCCGCGCUGUCGCUGUGCAUCUACGAAAACUCAGUCAAAUCUAUCAUCACAUCGAGGAGAGCUUGUGGCUGGUCCAAGCUAUCCCGUCCUUCCUUUUCGGCCUUACAACGGUAAAACUCUCGCCCGUCUGGGAUGACGCAGUGGAAGCGAUGAAGAAGAUUUCGGAGACUAAGCAUGGUGAGGAGAUUGUUGCCGAGCUGGCCUUUGAGUGGCUUGAGGUGCCGUCCCCUCGCUGGACAGGCCCCUUCGAGCCCCCUAUCGACGAUCACCGCAAAGCCAUGACGGACUUCGAGUGUACUGGCCUCAUGAGACUGCAGGAGGCUGCAGUCAACACGGGCAAGGUGGUCAGCGAGUUGUCGCAAAAGAUGCUGAGCACUUUCGAAGAGGGACAAAAGGCGGUCGAACUUCGCUCGGAUCGCGCACGCAGCAAAGCUCUCAAGGUAUUCACUGCUCUUCCUGGCUCUGCUGAAAAGCGCUCGAGGAAGAUCGUCCCGUACCUUCUGUCCUUCACUACGGAAGAAGGCGAGACUCCGGCUGCUGAGGAGAAUGAGGAUCAGCCCUUUUCCGAGGAAGACGGAAGCUGGUCACUCCAAGACAGGAAGGCCCUUGUGGGUGUCUUCUCCCACUUCGGCAACCCCAAGGUGCUUUGGCAAAGCCAAAAGGUUUACACUGCGCUCCUGAAGCUGCUAGCCAAUGGUGAUGUCGAGCUUCAGAAGAUGGCGCUCAAGGCAAUCCUGGCGUGGAAAAGCGAUGCCAUCAAGCCGUAUCAGGAACACCUUGAGUAUCUCCUGGACGAAGCCCGCUUCAAGAACGAACUCACUGUUCUUUUCCAGGGUGACAACAAGAUCCGCCCUGAGCACCGCGCUGAACUGAUGCCAGUUCUCCUUCGCUUGCUGUAUGGUCGUACCAUCUCCAAGAAGGGCGCGGCUAGCGGACGUCACGGUCUUCAUAACACACGUUUGGCCGUCAUCAGACAGCUGGAUGUGGCGGAUAUGGGCAAGUUCUUGGACAUCGCCCUUGGCGAGCUUCGCAGUGUCCGUAUCCUGGACGGUGACGUCGUCAAGGAGAGCACCUUUGCUGAGGAGCUCAUUCCAGUUCGCAAGCAGGUCGGUCUGCUGAACAUGGUUGAGGCCAUCAUCAACGAGCUCGGAACCGCUGUUGUUCCGUACAUGGACGCGCUUGUCAAUGCUGUCCUGUUCUGUUUGAUCACAGCGUGCAGGAAUCUGGGAGCUGCCUCUGAGGAUCCGGAGGAGGCGGAGCCGGUGCAGAAUGCUUCUCUGUACAAGUCGGUGAGGACCACUGGUCUCAAGUGUCUCUGCAAGCUGUUCCAGAAUGCGCAGACCUUUGACUGGAAGCCGUAUGAAAAUGUGAUGGUGAAGGAGAUCGUCAGCCCUCGCAUUGAGAAGCUCCCGGCCGAGACUACUCAAGGCGUUUCCGGUGUAUGGAGGCUUCUGUCGACCUGGGCCGUUCUGCCCAAGGCAGCGUUGUUCCUCAAUAUCGACAAGCGCAUUCUUCCGAAGGUUAUCGAAAGUCUUGGUGUUGAAAAGGGCAAGGACGAGGUCAAGGUCCACGCGCUCGAGAUCCUUAAGAGCCUUAUCGGUCUCGCCCAAGCUCCUGCGGCUGAAUCCGAGUACAAUGAGCUCAUUAAGGAUGAGCUUUUGGUGCCGAAUGUCAACCUUAUGCUCAAGGAGAUUGGCGGUCUCCUCCGUGAUCAGACUGACAUCGGAAAGGACCUUCUCGGCACUGCCGUCGAUACUGUUGUUCUCCUUGCGCCAAUUGUUGAGGCCUCCUCUGCCAGUGUUCAGGAUAUGGUGGAUAUUGCUACCUACUUGCUCAACCAGCCAGCACGUCGCGUCAGCCCCAAGAUCAAGGGAUCCAUCCUGCUGAUCCUCAAACAGUUCCUCGUCCUGGAAGACGUUCAGACAAAUGGGGAGCUGAAGAAGAGAGUCUACAGCACCGUCGCUUCGCUCUUUGGAUACUUCAAAGAUAAGGAGAACAGACAGACGCUUGCCGACGUCUUGCUUGUGUUUGCCUCCACGGAGCCGUGGGCUCAGGAGGUGGCAGAUAUCUGCCGUGACUUAAACUCGUACAAGGUGAAGAGGCUGGACGAGCCGGACUACAACACCCGACUCACUGCCUUCAACCGCAUCUCUGGCGACCGCGAGACCCCCUUCACAAUCGACGAGUGGAUGCCGUUGCUGCACAACCUUUUGUUCUAUAUCAACCAGGACGAGGAGUUCGGUGUGCUGUCAACCAACGCUGCUGACGGACUGUGCAAGUUCAUCAGGGCGGCUGAGGCAGCCUGGGCUGGCCCUCAACAAGAUGCGUAUACUGGCAUUAUGUCCGAUAUCAUCCUGCCUGUCAUCUAUGCUGGGUCCAGAGAGGCCUCGGAGACUGUCCGCCGUGAGGUCGUGCGUGUGUUUGGAUACUUGGUCGCUCACCUCCCCUCCUGGGAUCAGGUUUCUGACUUGACCUUGUUGGUCCCUGCCUCUGAUGAAUCCGACAAGGCGUUCUUCUUCCAUAUCAUGAGUCCUGCUAUCGCCAGACAGCUGCAGGCUCUGCGUAUCUUGGAAGCGGCCAAUGAGAAGAGCGAGUUCCGGUCUAAGCACAUCAGCCAGUUCUUCAUUCCGCUCCUUGAACACUUCAUUUUCGGUAAGCUGGAAGGAGGUGAUGAUCACGGCCUUAGCGCGCAGACUAUUGCUGCCAUCGCUGGGUUGACUGCCUCGUUGGAGUGGCAGCAAUACCGCGCUAUUAUGCGUCGUUUCGUCUCUUUCAUUGAGUCGAAGCCAGAAUGGCAGAAGCGGUUGAUUCGUCUGCUUGAGAAGGAGGUUGAUGUGCUGCGCGCCGCUAUUGCUCAGAGGCCUAGUGCCGACGCCAUGGAUGUCGAUGGUGUUGAGCCUCCCAAGCUUUGCAGACUUGCUAAGACCAUCCCUGAUCAGGAGAAGCUUAGCGCUGAGAUUGUGAACAACUUCUUGCCUACUCCUAUCAAGCACCUCCACGAGAAGGAUGAGGCCACGGUCAGCACCAGAGUUCCGGUCGGUGUGAUCAUCGCUAAGCUUGCCACCCUCCUUCCCGAGCCGCUGCUCAAUGAGAAGCUGCCCGGUGUGCUCACCGACAUCUGCCAUAUCCUCAGGAGCAAAGCGUGGGAUGCUCGUGAGAUGGCUCGCGAUACUCUUUCCAAGAUCGCGGUCAUUCUGGGCCCCGAAAGGUUUGAGUUCAUCCUCAAGGAACUGCGCGGCGCUCUUCGCAGUGGUCCCCACCUUCACGUUCUGUCUUAUACCCUUCAUUCCAUGUUGUUGGCUGUCAUCCCCACCUUCAAGCAAGGCGAUCUCGACUACUGCCUCUCCACCAUCAUGGCGGUCCUCAUGGAUGAUAUCUUUGGUGCUGCCGGUCAAGAGAAGGAUGCUGAGGAUUAUGUCAGCAAAAUGAAGGAGGUGAAGAGCAGCAAGAGUCAAGACUCCAUGGAGCUGAUUGCCAAGACGGCGUCUAUCACACGCCUCAGCGACCUUACCAUGCCCUUGCAGGCGCUUCUGCUCGAGAAGCUUGAUCUUAGGACAGCUCGCAAGAUCGACGAGCUUCUUACCCGCAUCACCAAGGGCCUCUUGGAGAACCCGGCGGCUGCCUCCCAAGAGAUCCUUGUGUUCUGUUAUGAGGUCAUGCAGGAGGUGUACAAGGCUCAGAAGCCAGAGGAUGGGCCCAAGAUGGAUCCCCGCCUGAAGAGAUACAUCGUCCAGAAGGCCGCCAAGAGGGCUGAUGGAGGAAUUACCGCCAAGUAUACGUUCAAGCUCAUCAAAUUCGCCAUCGACAUCCUUCGUGCUGUCCUCAAGAAGCACGAUAACCUGCGCACAGCCAACAACAUUGCCGGAUUCAUGUCUCUGCUCGGUGAUGCUGUCUUGUCGAUUGAGGAAGAAGUCAAGGUUGCGGCCUUCAAGCUGCUCACCGUCAUCGUUAAGGUUCCCUUCAAGAAUGGUGAUUCCACUGCCCUCUACAAGGUGGCUACCAAGGAAGCUAUCAGGUCCAUGACCUUGUCUGCCUCAACCGCGUCUGAGCUUGCGCAGGCGGCGUUGAAGCUCAUCUCUGUUGUCCUCAGAGACAGGCGUGAGAUUCCCAUCAAGGAGCCCGCCCUCGACAUGCUGCUUAGCAAGUUGAAGGAUGACUUGACUGAGCCUCUGUAUCGCCAUGUCACCUUCAACUUCCUCCGCUCGGUGCUUGAACGUAAGAUGGAGACGGCCUCGGUCUAUGACACUCUCGACCACGUCGGUACUGUCAUGAUCACCAACGACGACAAGGACACCCGGGAUCUGGCUCGCGGUGCUUUCUUCCAGUUCCUCCGCGAAUAUCCCCAGAAGAGGAACAGGUGGGAGAAGCAGCUCAAGUUCAUCGUGGCCAACCUCAAGUACGAGCGUGAGGGUGGUCGCUUGUCAGUCAUGGAGGUCAUCAAUCUCUUGCUCAAGAAGACGUCUGACGACUUCGUCCAGGAGGUGGCGGCGACAUGCUUCAUCCCCCUUGUGUUCGUCCUGGCCAAUGAUGACAGCGAGAAAUGCAGACUCGCUGCCGCAGAGCUGAUCAAGGAGACCUUCCGCGUGGCAGAUAAGGAGCGUCUUACCAAGUUCAUGACUCUGAUGCGCAACUGGGCCGAGCAAGGCGAGAACAUGGCGGUGCUCAAGCUCGCGAUUCAGGCAUUCGGACUCUACUUUGAGGGUCGCGAACCCACCUCCAAGGACAAGAAGGACGUCAACCUUGUCGUUGACAGGAUCACCAAGGUUCUCGGUGAUGAUGAGACCGUUCAGUCCAACUGGGAGCUUGUCGACACCAGUCUUAACACGGUCCAGACUCUUGUCGCCAAGCAUCCCCAGAAGGUCUUGUCGCCUGCCUCUGACGUCUUGUGGACCGAGGUCCGCGACACUCUUGCUCACGAGAACCCCACCGUGAAGCUCACCGCGACCAGGCUUCUCAGCAUGUACCUCGCGGACUUUGCCCAGAACGCCGCCGGUGGCCAGCAACAAGCUCCUCAACAAGCACCUCUACACGGUUCCCACGGGCGCGAGUUGAGCAAGAAAGAAAUCAGCGACCUUGUCCGCCUGGCACUCAACACCUUCAACGUGCCCGAGGUUGACGAGCCGCUGGCUCACGAGGUCGUCCAGAUCCUGCUCUUCCUAGGCAGCUACCUAGACGCCAAGAACACCGACGACAAGAAGGGUGCCGAUGAGAAGGAGGAGGAGUUGGAGGAUGAGGAGGAAGACGAGGAGGCCGGCGUCCGUAAGAAGCACAAAAAGCCCGUAGACAUGGGCUACCUCUUCUACAAGCUCGCCUCCAUCAUCCGAAAAGAACGCGCCGCCCGGCCCGAGAUGCUCGUCGCCAAGCUCUCCGCCAUGGACCUGCUCGAAUCCUUCUGCGAGAAAUCCGACCCGUCCACUUUGCUCGGUUCCAUCAAAACCAUCAUCCGCCCCCUACGCAACCUGACGGACCCGUCCAUCCCUGGCCCCUUCUCCUUGAACGAGGUGUUCAAGACCCGCUACGAGCUGCUCAAGACGAAGGCCUUGUCGGUCCUGGAUGUGCUGCAACGAAAGCUGGGAAGCUCAGAGUAUACUAGGGCGCUGUUGGCCGUUGGUCAGGAUAUUCGCGAGAGGAGAAACGCUCGGUCGAGUAAGAGGAAGAUUGAGGCGAUUACGGCACCGGAAAAGUAUGGACGGGAGAAGAGGAAGAAGUUUGAGAAGAAGAAGGAGAAGAGGAAGGAGAAGGGGCGGGAGGCGAGGGAUGCUAGGCAGGCUUAUCAUGCUAGUUAGAGGGAGGUGGUGAUGAUGGAGGUGGUGUAGGAGGAAAAGGAGGGGGAGGAAAGGAAUGGAAUGGAAUGGAAUACCCGGUGGUUGAUGUACGUUGUUUUUUUGUUGUUGGGUUAGGGUUGGGAAAAAAGUAGAAAUAUCAUUUAAUGGGAGUUUUGAAGCAUUUUCUGGUUGGUUAUAAA